This is a messenger RNA of Trichoderma asperellum CBS 433.97, 299 nucleotides long. The record is from RefSeq and is a predicted model, not a curated record. NCBI's taxonomy places the organism in Eukaryota, Fungi, Ascomycota, Sordariomycetes, Hypocreales, Hypocreaceae.
GGUGUUGCAAAAUAAAUCUGUACGUGGCUGUCACCUGAUUUCAGUUAUGAGGUACGGAAGGAGCGGUGCAUGCUGUGGCGGCCCAAAAACGACUGCCGGCUGGCGGCCAGCGACGAUGAACAGCGUGCAAAGGGCGAUACGGCAAACUUGUAAACAGCUGCAGGCCUCUAUGCCUGGGCUUGAUGCGAGCUAUGAGAGCUGGUCGCCAUCAUUUGCUUACAGGUAAAGAUUCUCACGCUUUUCUUGGCAUUAGACACACAGAGAUGCUCCCCAAAAGCUUCAAUGAUCCUUUCUGUAGC